AUGGCAGUGACCUGGCGUUCAAUUGCAAAUGUAGCUUCAGACUAUAAAGCUUUUUCCAAGAGAACCAAUAAAACAAAACGCUUUCUAUUCCUAAUAAAAUUUCCAUUUUAUGCACCCUUUGUGGAAGAGACUGAGAGACUUGUAAAGUUUGAAGUAUUCAAGAUUAGCAGCAUUUUGGAGCUGGCAGACAUAGCACAAUCAGCGAAAGGCUACGAAUCAGAGGAUGAAAACGCGGGCAGAAAGAGACCGAAGGUCAGUGACGACCGCCCCACCAGCCGGACGACAAUGUACUCCAAACAGGAGUUCCGAGAGCAGUACUGUAUCAACAACAAACAACUGGAUCUGCUGGAAUUGGAAAAGUCCAAGAAGGACAGAUUCCUCGGAUGCCUGUCACAGUACCACAUCGAAAGCCCGUGUUCUAGAACCAACCGAGCGUCAUUUCUAUCCGUUUGUGUCCGGCGGCGAGUGCCCUCCGAUGAGAAUCUCAACACCGAUUAUGCGCCCAUACAGCGGUAUCCCAGAUCGGUAAUAGAAGAUAACGCGGGUUGGCCGCAAAAUUACAGUGUCGAUCAAAUCGCUUCUGUAAGUCGGGGCGGCUCGCUUCCCAGGCCACCUUCUAUUAUACCCUGUCCCGCCCACACACCAAUACCACCGCCUCCCCCGCCACCACCACUCACCAUACCACCGCACAGGACAAAACAUGUAUCCUUCGCUCGCUCGCACACCCUGACGACCUUCGACGACUCAGUGAUGCCCGCAGCCGUUAGCGGAAACCGCUACCGGAACUGCGAGAGGCUGAUCGAUGGACGUGUUGUUAGGCCUGAUAACAAAGCAUACGCGACGCUGCCAAUAAUGUUCCAGCCAUUCGCUCCCUACCCGCAAUUUGUUGCGCCUGCUCCGGUGCAUUACCCUCCAAUCGCACCAAUGUCUGCCCCUAUUCCUGCCACUUCACUGCCGAGACCGACACAGACUGAACCCGCCAAAGUACUAGUCUUAGACACAUUAAAGAAAGGAGUUAUGAGAACACAAGCAACACAAACUGAAGCAAGUUUGGGAAAGAAAACAACAAAUUAUUUGUCUCUCAGUCCAAGAACAAUUAAAAGGGUCAAAAUGGUUGCAGCUGGUGUACAAACAAAUGGUAUCACAGUAGGUGCUCGAAGAUUGACAAAAUCAUUUUCUGAGGUUGGAGGUGAUCGGCUGACGGGCGCUCACGAUGAAGUUGCUGCUGCUAUAGAAAGUAUUAUCGCGGGCGAGCAUGAAAAACUACACAGAACACAAUCAGAGGAACCACCUCGUUCCCCUCAUUCACCCACACCUAUAUCACCAUUACAAAGAGGCGACUCGGAUGACGUCACAUCAUGCUCCAUCAAAUCCGUAGCUUCCUCUCAAAUAGACAAAUCCUCAGAACUUAGUGCACUCCAGAAACAAGCCCAAGAAUAUUUCCAACAAAACUUCCAAUUUAUUCACGAGAGCGAUAGAGAUGACACUAUUGAUGAUGACAUCGAAAACAUAGAAAAAAGUAUGGCGUUAAACAGACGGAAUUUAGAAUAUUUACAACAAGAGAUUGCUAAACAGGCGAAAAUCGAUAAAUCAUUAAGAUCGAUAUUAUCAAAGAGCACAAGUGACGCUUCGCAAAAGACCACAAAUUCCCAUCCAUUAUCUAAGACAUCGACAUUUCAAUCAGAACCAUCCACUGAGACAUCAGUGACGACUACUGACGAUAGUGAGAAAAAUGAAAAGGAAAUUAUCAUUGAUUUUGAGCCAAGGCCUGAUGAUGAAGCCAUUCCUUUCACAACACUUCGAAGGAAAAGCAAGAGAAUUCUCCAAAAAACUUUGUCGGAAGGAGAAAUUUUGCUAGAUGCGCGAAAAAAUGAAAUUUCAUGUAGCGAUGGUGGAAAGGAUGCACCAAUAAUUAUGUCCACAAGUCAAGAAAAUAUGACUAGAGAAGAUCGAGAAAGAGAAGCUACAUAUAAACAGUACAUUACUCAAAAUUAUGACGAAACACCAAUUAAGGAUGAAGGCAUCUUUCCAUUUGAACCCGAUGGAUCCUUUAGUUCUUCAGAAGGCAAUGCUCCAUAUGAAGACUUUCAUGAAAAAUAUAUUAGUUACAAGCAUGAUUCAUUUAGAAUUCGGAGCGUUAGCUUUGAAGAUAAAACAGAAAGUAUUGACCGAGAGGAUAAUCUCCAAGACAGUACAGCGAAAUCGAGUCCUACUUCACCGGAAGUAGAAAAACAAGAGAUAGAUGAAGAAGAAAAAGAGAAAAAGAUCCCGUCAGCGAAUAGUCUAACUAAAAUUCUUGCACCGUUAGAAAAAAAAUCACCCUCAGCAUCCAAUGAAUCGCUGACUGUCGAUCAUAGCAGAGACCACUCUGACGGGUUAUGGAACGAAUCUCAAACGACUAUAUUGCAAAUAGACUCUGGGACAGAAAACGGAACAGUCAUCAGUUCGUCCGACCUUAGCUCAUUGGCCGCUUCUCCUGGAGCAUUAGCAUUAUUAACACCAACAUCACGAAGAAAACAACUGCUUUUAUUACAGCAUCAACAAAGAUCCUCGUUAGAUACUGAUGCCUUGGAUGAAGAAUUUGAUGCUUCCCAAAGUCAAUCACCAACCUCUCCAAGAAAUAAAUUGGAUACAUCAGGUUCAAGCUCCAUUCAACACAGACCAUCUCUAUCACCUCCGGCCGUAGUGCCAAACAUUCCAUUGCCCAUGUUGCCUAUUACAAAACAACCAAUAUCAAAAACAUCUCCAAUACAACACUCAAAGGCAAAUCAUACUCCUGCCAUUGCAAUCACUCAUCCAAGCUUAGACCUCAGCGACGUCCCGUUUAAGCGUACCCCAAGUUUAAUUAACAAGAAGCGAGAGCGGGCACUUAGUCCUUCUAGAAGACAGGAAUUACAGAGAAAAUCCCAGCAAAAGGAACCAAACGGUACAAUACCUAACUAUACCGUACAGUCACCACCAGAACCCGUUUUAGCGAAAACUGGGAGUAGUGAGACUAGUCUCGCCAGAACAGACUCGGGAAAGGUUAAUACAGAUGUUUCAGAGAGUACAACUACAGAAGACUAUGUAACAGCGAACUCGGAUAGCUCUAAGAGAAGCAAUAGUAAAAAUCAAAAUAACAGUUCAGAAAACAAUAAUAAGGCCCAAGAGGGGUCAUCAUUUGAGAGCGCAUCUAGUUUGUAUUCGUCUACUAAAACUGAUAAUAUAACAGAAGAUUUAAUUCUGCCAAGUUUUUCACCGCCCUUAGAGAUAAGCGAUGAUUUUAUUGUACCUAAUUUAACUUCACCACCACAAUUACCAGAUAAGAAAUAUAAGCCUUCGGUAGAAAGAAUUGAAGUUAAGGCUGAAAUCAAUCAAUGUGUAGACUAUAUAAGGAAAAAUAAGACUGAACUUAUUAAAAUUAAAGAAGAACUUGCAGCGAAGACGGUUUCUUUAAAACGAGAGACAGGAAGUCUGAAAAGUAGUUCAAGUGGCAGUUAUAGCAUAGGUGGAUCAAGUUCAAACUUAUUAGAAAGUGUAAUUGAUAAAACAAUCGGUGAAAAAAUGAAAGAUUUACCUGAGAAACCUGAACCUGAAGUCGUCAAAGUAAAAAAGGAAAAAAUCAAAGGAAAAGAACAGUUUGUUCCCAAAAAUAUGGGAUCUUUAUCAGACGAUGAACGAAGUGUUCAUUAUUCGUCGUCUGGAUAUUAUGAAAGUCCAAUAGAGGAUGACGAUGACGGUGGAUUAACUUAUAAACACUCGCAAAAAUACAGAUCAACAUGUCGUCCAAGGCUUUGGCUAUCAGAGGAAAAACGAAGAAAAAAGAAAGCCUUCACUUUAGAAUUUUCAAAAUCAUACGAUGACUCUAUUUCUACAUCUCGAGAUGACUGGGGGAAAAAAGAAAAAGAAACCUCUUCAAUCCGAUACGAACGAAGCGCAUUAAAGUCUGCAAUGUCAAAAUCACCUUUAGAAGAAAAGCAAGAAACCCGCAAAAAGAAAACACAUUUCGUGGAGAAGACAAAGAGUUUGCAAUCAUCGCCUAGAGAAACAAUAGACGUCGAAAAAUCUUUAAAAGAAAAAAUGCAAAAAGAAAAGGAUUCAGAUAGAAGGCCCGUAGAAAGAGAAAGAUACGUUAAAAGGACAAAGUUAAAAGCAAAGAGUCCUACACAAAGUAGAACUGUUGAUGUCAGUUAUAGGGGAACGCAAUAUGAAAGAAGAGAAGCAAUUGGGUCUAAUAUGAAACUGCAUUUAAAUAUUCCUACUUCUGAUGAUUCCAGUGAGCAGUACAAGAAAAAUGGCGCAAGUAAUGGGAAUAUAUCUCCCAGAAAACACAGACGCUUACGAGAUAGUCCAAGAAGGAAGACUGGAUCCAAUUCAACCACAAAAUCUCCUACUUCGAAUAACAACCACUGCGGUUACUCUUCAAGACCUAGAAGAAAAAGCGGGUCAAACGAAAGCAUAUCACUCCCCGGAAGUUUGCCUAGAAGGAAACAGUCCAUACCAACAUUGCCUUGUAUGAGUUCUUUGGAAGCGGAAGAUAUUGAAACUGUUCGUGCUCUUAAUGAUGGAUCAAGAUUGACACCGUUAAGAUAUGUCAAAAGCCCAACAUCGCAGCAUCGUAAGCAGGAGAAUGACGGAAAGUUUGCAAAGGCGGCCUCAGCAGAAUCCCUCCGUUCCGUUUCACCAGGCUCGGACUCCGUCUUCUAUUCGGAGCAAACUGAGCACAGCCUUGGGGCGGAAGACGAGGCGAGAGCCCACUGCCUACACUGCGGCAAAGAGGUCCACAUCGUCACAGCCUCGCAUGACGACAGUAGGACCUCUAAGACUUCGCAUACUGAUGAAUCGUAUGCGGACGCGACACCAGACAUAGUUCCUGCCCCAGCUGGCUUUGCUGACUCUCCUUCUUGUAUGUCCACGAAGAAACACGCCAGUGGAGUCCGACUCUACAAAAAGUUAGACAAAAGAUACAGAUCCGAGGAUAAAUCUAGGAACUAUCGGUAUAGGCAGGAUGUUCGAGCGAAGUCGGAAGAACGAGGCAAGGAAGAGUAUGCGACUAGUGAGAAACCUCAGGACGCCCGUAUAGCACGUUCCGCUGGCAACAGUUUGGACAAGCUCGCGGCUAAUGCCAGUGUAGAUCCUGAUGAGCAAGAAGACUAUUCUGGAAGUUCUGAGGGUGCUGAAGGUCGGACCGAGCGCGGAGUAUACGCAACUCCCUGGUGGUGUGGAAACUGGAUACUACUCUCUGAAACUGAUGAGCAUUGGACUAGGAUUCCACCAGAUGUUACCGUAGCAUCAGAAGGCCAGGAAGAUCCGACGGAGUCUGAGAGCGAGUUCAACAAACGCUACGUUGCGCUCACGCAUCGCCUCGUACAUCGACGGGCCUGCAUCGAACUGAAUAAACGACAGUCGAACAAUACGUUUGAACAGAUUCCUAGACAAUGGCAAACCUCGCACAUAAUUCUUAUAUACAAAAAAGGCUCAAAGGAAGACUUAUCCAACUAUAGACCAAUAAGCCUGAUGUCAAACAUAUAUAAGGUUUUCUCCAAGAUAUUACUAGAUCGAUUAAGCACCACAUUAGACGAGAGCCAACCAAUGGAACAGGCCGGAUUUAGGAAAAACUUCGCAACGAUAGAUCAUAUACACACAGUCAAACAAAUCAUAGAAAAAUACAGUGAAUAUAACAAAACAGUGUAUAUGGCUUUUAUAGAUUACACCAAAGCUUUUGACAGCAUCAAACAUGAAGUGAUAUGGGAAAGCUUAGAAAACCAAGGAGUAUCCGGGGCCUAUAUAAACAUCAUAAAACAAAUAUAUGCUAACUGCAAUGCAAGAAUACAAAUGGAAACACUCGGAAAGACAUUUAAAAUCGAAAGAGGUGUCAGACAAGGGGACCCAUUAUCUCCCAAGCUAUUUUCUGCUGUGCUUGAAAACAUAUUCCGAAAACUAGAAUGGAAUGAAUUUGGACUAAAUAUUGAUGGGAGAAAACUACAUCAUCUUCGAUUUGCAGACGACAUUGUAUUGUUCGAAGAGAACCCUCAUAAACUUGGAGAAAUGAUACAAGACUUAAACAAAGAAAGUGAGAAAGUAGGCCUGAAAAUGAACACAAGCAAAACAAAGCUACUAUCAAAUUCAGUCCCAUACGAAAUAAAACUUAAUAAUCAACCUCUAGAAUACGUUGAAGAGUACAUUUAUCUGGGGCAAAUUAUCUCUCUAACUGAUAUAACCACCAAAGAGAUCAAAAGAAGAAUAGCAAAUGGAUGGAAAAGAUAUUGGUCACUGAGGGAGAUCAUGAAAACAACAGAUUUCAGCAAAAAAUAA
This is a messenger RNA of Pieris macdunnoughi, 6294 nucleotides long. The record is from the annotation of a GenBank genome assembly. NCBI's taxonomy places the organism in Eukaryota, Metazoa, Arthropoda, Insecta, Lepidoptera, Pieridae.